AGACAAUGAGGGAGGGUCUUUGCCGAUCGCCUGCUGCUUAUUGUUCAAGGACUGGAGGCUGAAGCCGGCAGCUACCAUCUUCUCUAGGGUUGCGCCUCCACCUCCGCCCUCUGCCCCACACAGGGCCAUCGGGUCACCCAGAGCCGGCCCCCAGGGCUCCAGGGACACCAGACUCAGCCCCAGCCCUAGCGGAUCUUCGCUGACAGCUCUUUCUCUCCUUUGCAGAUUGGCAGUUUCGCGCCCGAAGGGUGUCAGAAGCCGAGGCAGUGAGGACCAGAAGCCCCUGGCCCAGCAGGGCAGCAUGCGGCGCAGGCAGCGGCGCUAAGUGCCUCCACGCUGGGCGCGGGACAUACUCGCUCCGGGCGGCAGGCAGAGCGGCGGCGGAGGAGGGGAUGCUCCCGGGACGCGGACGGCGCCCGCCGCGAGCUACCGCCCGGAGGUGGAAGCCAAGCAGGGUUCAUCGUAGGACCUCACGGACUCCUGCCCUGCAGGGCACGCGGUUGUGGAACCUUGAGACCUCGUCUGCGGUCAGGAUGUCCUGCGUGCUUCCCUGGUGGUGAGGAUGCCCUGCUGCGCCGCUCUGCGUCCUGGCUUUGCAACCCCAGCCCCUGUCCCUCGUGGGCACGAGUGUCUAUUCCCGGCUUUGGCCCCUGUGCCAGUGGAUGAAAAGCGCCAGAAUCUUUGAAUGUGAUCAGGGAUUGAAUCUGAACAAGAGCCAUGGACGAAGGAACUGGGCUGCAGCCCCGGGCGGGAGAGCAGCUGGAGGCACUGGCCACUGAGGGAGCUGUCCAAGGGAAGUGCGAGUCAGAGACGUUUAGGUCCAAGAGUUUACCGGUCCUGAACAGCGCCUCCUGCCGACCAGACCUCAGUCCUGCGUGUAUAGAAGCUAAGCUGGCCCUCAGCUAUACGAAUUCUUUGGGCCACCAGGAGUUGAAGCAAGGCCCUGGCCCGUUGCCUUCUAGCCCAUCUGCCCAGUCCACUUCGGUGGGGACGGUGGGGCUCGUGGACUGUUACCACAAGGUGAAUGUCAGCAAAACCGUCUCGGUGUCCUCCACUCUGGCCACGCUACAGGGGAGAAGAUGUCUCUACGUGGUCCUCACUGAUUCCCGUUGCUUCCUGGUUUGCAUGUGCUUUCUGACCUUCAUCCAGGCGUUAAUGGUUUCUGGGUAUCUGAGCAGUGUCAUCACCACCAUUGAAAGGCGCUACAGUCUGAAGAGUUCCGAGUCGGGGCUGCUGGUCAGCUGCUUUGACAUCGGGAGCCUAGUGGUGGUAGUGUUCGUCAGCUACUUUGGCGGCCGUGGUCGGCGGCCCCUGUGGCUGGCUGUGGGUGGACUUUUCAUCGCAGUCGGGGCUGCCCUUUUCGCUUUACCUCACUUCAUCUCGCCUCCUUACCAGAUCCAAGAGUUGAACGCCUCGGCCUCCAACGACGGCCUGUGUCAGAAUGGAAACUCCACGGCAACUCUGGACCCUCCUGCAUGCCUGAAGGACUCAGGAGGAAAUAAUCACUGGGUCUAUGUGGCUUUAUUUGUUUGCGCACAGAUUCUUAUUGGAAUGGGCUCCACACCUAUUUAUACCCUGGGACCAACCUACUUAGAUGAUAAUGUCAAGAAAGAAAACGCGUCUUUGUACCUAGCCAUCAUGUAUGUCAUGGGAGCACUUGGUCCUGCAGUGGGAUAUUUAUUAGGUGGACUUCUUAUUGGUUUUUAUGUUGACCCCAGAAAUCCUGUUUAUCUCGACCAGAAUGACCCUCGUUUCAUUGGAAACUGGUGGAGUGGAUUCCUCCUUUGUGCCAUUGCAAUGUUUCUUGUGAUAUUCCCAAUGUUUACUUUUCCAAAAAAGCUCCCACCUCGGCACAAGAAAAGGAAAAAGAAAAAAUAUUCUGUUGAUGUUCCUGGCGAUGAUGAUGUUAUGAAAGAGAAAUCAAACAAUAAUGAACAAGUGGACAAAAAAGUGUCUUCAAUGGGAUUUGGAAAGAAUGUCAGAGACCUACCAAGAGCAGCUGUCAGGAUCUUAAGCAACAUGACAUUCCUUUUUGUGAGUUUGUCAUACACAGCUGAGAGUGCCAUUGUAACUGCUUUCAUUACCUUCAUUCCCAAGUUCAUCGAGUCACAGUUUGGUAUCCCUGCUUCCAAUGCCAGCAUCUACACUGGUGUUAUUAUUGUCCCCAGUGCUGGUGUUGGUAUUGUCCUGGGAGGCUACAUUAUAAAAAAAUUGAAACUUGGUGCAAGAGAAUCUGCAAAAUUAGCAAUGAUCUGCAGUGGUGUAUCUUUACUGUGUUUUUCGACCCUAUUUAUUGUUGGAUGUGAAAGUAUUAAUCUAGGAGGCAUAAACAUCCCUUACACAACAGGACCUUCUCUCACCAUGCCCCAUAGGAAUCUGACAGGAAGCUGUAAUGUUAAUUGUGGUUGUAAAACACAUGAGUAUGAGCCAGUCUGUGGAUCAGAUGGAAUUACAUACUUUAACCCUUGUCUGGCUGGCUGUGUUAAUAGUGGUAAUCUUAGCACUGGGAUACGGAAUUAUACAGAAUGCACCUGUGUCCAGAGCCGACAAGUGAUUACUCCACCCACAGUGGGGCAGCGCAGUCAGCUCCGUGUGGUUAUUGUCAAAACCUAUCUCAACGAGAAUGGCUAUGCUGUGUCUGGGAAGUGUAAAAGGACCUGUAAUACUCUUAUCCCGUUCUUAAUUUUUCUUUUCAUAGUCACCUUCAUCACAGCAUGUGCCCAACCUUCAGCAAUCAUUGUAACACUCAGCAUACAUUCCUACUCCAAUUUACUUUGGAGCUGUCAUUGACACCACCUGCAUGCUCUGGCAACAGGAAUGUGGCGUGCAAGGCUCCUGUUGGGAGUACAACGUGACAUCAUUUCGUUUUGUCUAUUUUGGUUUGGCAGCUGGCCUCAAAUUUGUUGGCUUUAUUUUUAUUUUUCUGGCCUGGUACUCCAUUAAAUACAAGGAGGAGGAGCUGCAGAGGCAGAGGUGGCGAGAAUUCCCUCUGAGCACUGUGAGUGAGAUGGUGGGCCGCAACAAACAUGCCGCCAACUCUGCCCGGACUAGGUCUUGCCCUGCUUUCAGCACCCAAGGAGAAUUCCACGAAGAGCCUGGUCUGCAAAAAGGGAUCCAGUCCACAGCACAGACCUAUCCUGGACCCUUCCCUGAAGCAAUAAGUUCCUUAGCCGACCGGGGGCUGGAAGAAAGUCCGACUGCCAUUUAGCCUCUCUCCUGAAGCUUGAAAAUGGAAGACUCUACUUUUGUUGGUUGAGUUGAAUAUGGCGACUUGAGAAACACCUGUGCCUUCUUUCUUUUCUUUUUUUAACCUCUAAAGACACAACCCUCAAACCAACAAAACUCAAUAGAAACAGCCACUACUGAUUGAGGGCUGGAUACCUCAACAAGUCUAAGAGCCUUUAUCCCCUUCUCUCUGAGAGGAGGAGUUUAGACAGAUGUGUUUCCAUUUCCUCUGUGUUAAUUUAAUGCUCACACUCCAAUAUGGUAUAAGGCUGAGGUACAUGGUUAACAAAAUCAUGCGAAGGGUAAUGGCAGCACAUAUCAUUAGCAUACACUUCAAGCACAGGUGAGCUUGACCAUGACUUUGCUUUUAUAAAUCGAAAUUUUUAGAUAUGAACAUCUACUGCAUUCUGCUACAAAGCACAAAUGAAUUUGCCUCAACUAUGCAAUUUGGUUGGAAAAACAUAAGUGCAGCAUGUUCCUUUUGCUUUCAGAGACUAAAGCUGGUAAGUUUUUAAAAAGAGGAA
Molecule: messenger RNA, 3749 nt
Organism: Orycteropus afer afer
Lineage: Eukaryota; Metazoa; Chordata; Mammalia; Tubulidentata; Orycteropodidae
Source: RefSeq, a predicted model, not a curated record